Molecule: messenger RNA, 606 nt
Organism: Penicillium nucicola
Lineage: Eukaryota; Fungi; Ascomycota; Eurotiomycetes; Eurotiales; Aspergillaceae
Product: ferredoxin family 2Fe-2S iron-sulfur cluster binding protein
Exons: 3
Coding region: 1-606 (201 amino acids)
Biological process (GO): positive regulation of oxidoreductase activity; P450-containing electron transport chain
Cellular component (GO): mitochondrion
Molecular function (GO): 2 iron, 2 sulfur cluster binding
Source: RefSeq, a predicted model, not a curated record
AUGGCUUUCUGGCGUCAAGUCGGCCAGCAAUUGUGCCGUGUACCAAAAACUGCCACCUCCGACAUCUGUCUGACUCAAUCGCGGAGAUACCUGAGUUCCUCCAGGACUAUCGGAACCACAACAUACCCUCGGUCAACUUUGCCCACGCCACAGAGCCUACAGUCGUCAUGGAAAGGUUAUAGUGCAGCCCGCCGCUCGUUCUCUGUGACUGCACAAGCUGCACACGGCCAUAUCACGGCGCCCAAGCCCGGUGAAGAGAUCAACAUCACAUUCAUUGAUAAGGACGGCAACAAGAUCGACUUACAGGUUGCUGAGGGCGACAACUUACUAGACAUCGCCCAAGCGAACGAUCUUGAGAUGGAGGGUGCAUGUGGUGGAUCUUGUGCUUGCUCGACUUGCCAUGUCAUUGUGGAGGACCCGGACAUGUUCGACCAAAUGGAAGAGCCAUCAGAUGACGAGAACGACAUGCUGGAUCUGGCAUUCGGCUUGACGGAGACAUCCCGACUGGGCUGCCAGGUGAUCAUGUCCAAGGACCUGGACGGUAUGGUCGUGCGCCUGCCGACCAUGACACGGAACCUACAAGCAAGCGACUUUGAGUCGAAAUAA